Messenger RNA from Paramecium sonneborni, 4826 nucleotides. NCBI's taxonomy places the organism in Eukaryota, Ciliophora, Oligohymenophorea, Peniculida, Parameciidae. The record is from the annotation of a GenBank genome assembly.
AUGAUUUUUACACCAGCUUCUUAAUAAGAGAAAGCAACUUUAGAGAAGAUAGGAGAUUUUUUAAUAGGUUUAAGCAAGAAUGUACUUAAGCAAGGAAGUUCUAUAAGUUUACCAAAAUUUCUGUAGGAUUUAGAACAUACUUCUAAUGAAUUAUGUUAUAUGCUUUAAGCAAGAGAUUAAAAUGAUUAUAGUCAUGCUAUCAAUAAAUAUACUUAAGUUUGGAAGGAUGUAUUGAGAUCUGUUUAAAAUAACAAUCAAAUACAUACAGAAGGUGAACUUGAACCAUUUUCUAGAGCAGAUUUGAUGUAAAGAAUGAAAAAGAGAUUAAUGGAAGGAGGAUAAACUGGUAAUUUAGGAGGGGCGAGAGUUGGAGCAUUUUAAUCACCUUUAGCAGAAAACGAUCGAAUUAAGAAUCGUUAAUUAAGUAGUAAGAACUCUAAUAUACUUCCAUCUAUUAGAUUAAAUUCUUUUGAUUAAUAAACUGAUCGAACUCUAAAUAAUUCCUCAAGAAUGCAAUAUGAAUUAGAUGAUCAUUAAAAAUGCAUCUUAAAUGAAGUCUUGAAACAAAGUAAUAAAUUAAAUGUAUAAAUUGUUAUGAAACGAUAUGAUCCUAAAAUUAAGUUAUGUAUAUCACAAGGAACUGAUACUAAUCUUGAUAUUUUAGAGGUUAUGAGAAAUUUCAAAAAGGUAUUACUAAAUAUUCUCUAUUUAUUUAGGAAUAUCAUGAAAGUAAAUUAUAAGAGAUUGUAUAAGAUAGUGAUAAACAUAGUAUGGAAUUAUAGAAAUUCCUUAAUGAAAGGAUUGAUCAUCGAUAUGCACUCUAAACUUAACAAGUUACUGAUAAAUUAAAAGGUGUUCAUAAAUAAAUGAUUUAAAAAACCAUGGAUAUUGAAACUAUUAUAUUAGAUACAUAAAAAUAAUAAACCUCAUAAGAUAUUAUACCAAAUAUCUUAAACGAAUUUUUAGAAUAUGUAAAUGAGAGUUAUUAGAAUGUUUAACAUGAAACUUAUAAAGUACUUAUGAAAUUUGUUUCUGGAUUUAUUAUUCGAAAAGUUAAAUAGGAUUCUGAGAAAAAGUUACCAUAAUAAAAUUCUUAAUAAAUAUUAUAAGGUUCUAAUAAAGAUAGAAAGGCUCCUCCUCCUUUGAGAAGAACUGAUAACUCCGAAUAAUUACAAAAAGAAUUAUCAAAUAAAAAUGUUGAGUUGGAUAAAAAGUUUAUGGAGAAUGCAGAAUUAUGGAAUAAAGUUAGAUAAAUGGAGAAUCAAAUAAUGUAAUUAAAUAUUGAAAUUGAAUCUACUAAAAUAGCUGAAAAAUCAAUUGAGUAAGAACGAACUCAAUUAUUAUAUGAAAAAUAAAAAUUAGAAAAGUAAUUAUCAGUAAUAACAAAUAAAACAUUUUAAGAUUAGGCAGUUUAAGUUUCAGAUCAAACACUAUAAUAAUAAAUAUCAAAAUUAUAAAAAGAGAAUUAAGAAUUAUAAUAAAGAAUUUAUUAAUUGACAGGAGAAUUAAAUAAAAAGAAAUCAAUACCUGCAGAUUAAAAAAGUCUUUAAAUGGAUUAUGGUAAUAGUUAAGAUCAGUCUAAUAAAGAUUCACCUAAAGCAACAAGUAAAAUGAAAUCUUAAUUUGACUUUGCUUAAGAUGAAGAUAAUAUAUCAUUAGGAUAUCGUGGAGAAUCAAAUAGAUAGAUUUAAUUUAGUGAUUAUACUAAAAGAUAAAGUACUGAUGUUGGAUAUAGAAUGAGUUUUACUCAACAUGUUAAAUCUUAAAAAGAUGAAAAGAUUUAAAAAAAUAAUAAUUAAAUAUCAGAUAUUUAAUAAAAUAAGAGAGGAUUUUAGCAUUCAUCUACUGAAAUUCAUCCUUCUAAAUAACCUAAUAAAUCAACAACAAUAGAUUAGAAAUCAAUAUAAGAAUUAGAUGAAGAAUAAAUUUAAAAAAGUGGUUUACUUUAGUAAUAACAUUAAUCAUAAUAAGUUAGAAAAAGUAUAUCUCCAAAUAAUGAAAAUUCUUAAUUAUUGCGAAAGAUGAGUUCAAUAUAAAAAUCUGAUUAAUAAUUAACUACUUCAAUAGUAAGAAAAUCUACUGUGAAUUAAAUGAAGAUUAAUGAUUCAUCUUUCCCUGAUAUUGAUGUAACUUAAGCUUAAACUAUUUAAGAUACAUUAAGAACAACAUCAGACAGAAUUUUAAAUAUGACUGAUAGAAAAAAUGAUUUAAGUCCUUUAGAUAGAAGAAUCUAAACUGAAAAUACUGAUUAAACAUAAUUUGAAUAAAAUUAAACUAUAAUAUAGAAUGUACAAUUUUAAAAUACUCCUUAAUAAAAUAAAUAAUUUAGAGGAUAAAAAAAAUCUGAAACUCUAUUGGUUAAUAAAAAUAAAAAUAAAUUUGCCAGAAAAUCUACAGAUGCUAUGAGAGAUAUUUAAGAAGAUUAAUAAUCUUCUACAAAUUCUAAUAGAGGUUCAGCAAGAUUGAUAGAAAAUAAUAAAACAAGAAUACCUCUUAUAAAAGAAGAAGAUGAAAUUAGUAGACCUUCAAAGUCUCGUCUUUCUUCAUAAUAAUCUUCCUAAUCUCAUAUACGAAGAUCAAGUACUACUAUUUAAUAACCUAUUAAAAUGGCAAUUAAAGUAAAUGAUGAAAAUCCAGCUGAAUUUAUUGCAUAAUGGAAAUAAAGAACAGUUGAUUAAGAAUAAUAAACAGAUAUAGAAUUAUUAACUAAUUUUAUAUAAAGUUUUAUUAUUAAUAUAGGAUUACCAAAUGAUGUAAAAUAAAAACUAAUUGAUACUAUUCCACUUAUCAUUUAAUCAAAUAAUCUUAAUUUAUUAUCUGAAGAUUCUAAUAACUUUUUGAACUAAAAAUAGUCUUUUAAAAAUGUUGUUUAAAAAUAUGGCUUUGAUAAUGAAAGAUUAAGUUCUAAUUAAACCAAAAAUCAUAGUUCUAAAUAAUCUUAAGAAUCAUUACUUAAACAUGAAACAGAUGAUGAAUAAAUAUAGAUGACUUCUAAAUUAGAUUCUUAAAAAUUAAUUGAUACUUAAAAAUUUCAAAAUUAAAUUCAAAAUAAAAAAUCAAUUAAACUCAUUAAUGAAAAAUAAAAAAAAGAAAUAAAUAUGUAAAAAUAAACUUCUAAAUAAUCAAUUGAUACUUAAGAAUAAUUUGAUUAGGAAGAAACACAGUAAAUUUUUAAUUAAGCUGCUGACUUAAAUAUAGAAUAAGUGGAUUAAAUGCCAUAUGAAGAGAUUGUCAAAAAAAUUGAAGAUUAAGAAAAUGAUGGUAAAUAACUUCAAAUAUUCAAACCUAAUGAACUUAAAGGAGAAACUUUCUUGAGAACUUUAUUUAAUCAAAUUCAAAACAAAAAAACCAAAGGUGUUGAAAAUGUUUAAGAUUUAUUAAGAAAAUUUUAUAAAAAAGGAAAACAUGAAAAAAUAACUUAUUAUGAAUUCAAAGCUUUUUAUUAAAAAUUAGCAGCAAUACAUAAAAUGUGCGGACAAGAUAUGAUGUGUAAUCAUCUUUAAAGAUUUAUUAUGAGAUUGGGAUAUACUUGUUCAAUAUUUUCUAAAAGAUAAGUAAUUUAUAUAAACUUAAGAUAUAUAGAUAUUAAAAACUAGUACUUCAGUUAUUAAACCUUUUAAUAUUANCUCGUCUUUCUUCAUAAUAAUCUUCCUAAUCUCAUAUACGAAGAUCAAGUACUACUAUUUAAUAACCUAUUAAAAUGGCAAUUAAAGUAAAUGAUGAAAAUCCAGCUGAAUUUAUUGCAUAAUGGAAAUAAAGAACAGUUGAUUAAGAAUAAUAAACAGAUAUAGAAUUAUUAACUAAUUUUAUAUAAAGUUUUAUUAUUAAUAUAGGAUUACCAAAUGAUGUAAAAUAAAAACUAAUUGAUACUAUUCCACUUAUCAUUUAAUCAAAUAAUCUUAAUUUAUUAUCUGAAGAUUCUAAUAACUUUUUGAACUAAAAAUAGUCUUUUAAAAAUGUUGUUUAAAAAUAUGGCUUUGAUAAUGAAAGAUUAAGUUCUAAUUAAACCAAAAAUCAUAGUUCUAAAUAAUCUUAAGAAUCAUUACUUAAACAUGAAACAGAUGAUGAAUAAAUAUAGAUGACUUCUAAAUUAGAUUCUUAAAAAUUAAUUGAUACUUAAAAAUUUCAAAAUUAAAUUCAAAAUAAAAAAUCAAUUAAACUCAUUAAUGAAAAAUAAAAAAAAGAAAUAAAUAUGUAAAAAUAAACUUCUAAAUAAUCAAUUGAUACUUAAGAAUAAUUUGAUUAGGAAGAAACACAGUAAAUUUUUAAUUAAGCUGCUGACUUAAAUAUAGAAUAAGUGGAUUAAAUGCCAUAUGAAGAGAUUGUCAAAAAAAUUGAAGAUUAAGAAAAUGAUGGUAAAUAACUUCAAAUAUUCAAACCUAAUGAACUUAAAGGAGAAACUUUCUUGAGAACUUUAUUUAAUCAAAUUCAAAACAAAAAAACCAAAGGUGUUGAAAAUGUUUAAGAUUUAUUAAGAAAAUUUUAUAAAAAAGGAAAACAUGAAAAAAUAACUUAUUAUGAAUUCAAAGCUUUUUAUUAAAAAUUAGCAGCAAUACAUAAAAUGUGCGGACAAGAUAUGAUGUGUAAUCAUCUUUAAAGAUUUAUUAUGAGAUUGGGAUAUACUUGUUCAAUAUUUUCUAAAAGAUAAGUAAUUUAUAUAAACUUAAGAUAUAUAGAUAUUAAAAACUAGUACUUCAGUUAUUAAACCUUUUAAUAUUACAGAUGACCCGACUACACAAUCUAAAAUAUCUAAUACUCACCAAAAUUUAGCUAAAAGUAGAUUCACUGAUCAACAAUUUUAUAUGUCCGAAGAAUAGUUUUAUUGA